AUGGAUAAUUUCUUGAAUUGCCAUUAUAGUGACGACAGCUGGGAAAGGAACAUAAUUCAUUCCAUUUCAUUAUCUAAUAACGUGGAAGCAGUGCCCACAGCUAAGCAGAGGUGUCAAGCAAAUGCACGUGAAAGGGACAGAACUCAAAACAGCGUCAAUAUGGCGUUCAACGCACUGCGGCUGCUAAUCCCUACGGAGCCACCAGACCGGAAGCUGAGCAAGAUUGAAAUCCUGCGCCUAGCUGGCAGCUAUAUAACACAUCUCGACAACCAACUCUACACCGGUGAAAUGGAACAACCUUGCCUUCAAAUGAAUGAUUUGAGUUGUAAAAGUAGAUCGUUAUGUACUUUUUGCUGGUCAACGGUAAAAAAAGAAAAACUGUCAACACCGCCUCACAGCAGUUAUGAGAAACCAUACUAA
Molecule: messenger RNA, 420 nt
Organism: Parnassius mnemosyne (clouded apollo)
Lineage: Eukaryota; Metazoa; Arthropoda; Insecta; Lepidoptera; Papilionidae
Source: the annotation of a GenBank genome assembly